This is a messenger RNA of Phytophthora sojae, 1722 nucleotides long. RefSeq lists its product as hypothetical. The transcript has a single exon. Gene Ontology annotation, molecular function: tetrahydrofolylpolyglutamate synthase activity; dihydrofolate synthase activity; ATP binding. Lineage: Eukaryota; Oomycota; Peronosporomycetes; Peronosporales; Peronosporaceae. Gene Ontology annotation, biological process: folic acid-containing compound biosynthetic process. Bases 1 to 1722 code for a protein of 573 amino acids. Gene Ontology annotation, cellular component: mitochondrion; cytoplasm; cytosol. The record is from RefSeq and is a predicted model, not a curated record.
AUGGCGCUGCGCAAGGCGUCCACACGAGGCUCCGAGGCCGCGCGCUGGCAGCUGCUGCGCUCGUACACGGCGCUGUCCCGCGCGCAGUUCCGGCAGGCGCCGGCGCCCGCCGCCUUCGCGCGCUCCGAGCCGCUGUCGCUCGCGAAUUCCGGUGUGUUGACAGCGCCCGCGGGCGCCAACUCGCUGCUGCUGGACAGCGCGCGCUUCAUGUCCCAGCGACCGGCACGCCGCCGCAGCAGCAGCGGAGGCGACGUCAAGACGGAGAGCGCCGAGAAGCAGGCCGCCGCCACCUCCGCCACCUACGAGAUGCUGCUGCAGCGACUGUACCAGGUGAACCGCUUCUCGGCCGUGAAGCUCGGGCUCGAGAACAUGCAGAAGCUCAACGCCGCGUUCGGAGACCCGGCCUCGCAGUUCGAGAUCGUGCACGUGGCCGGCACCAAUGGCAAGGGCUCGGUGGCCUUCAAGGUGGCCAAGGCGCUCGAGCGCUCCGGGUACAAGACGGGAUUGUUCGUAUCUCCACAUGUCGCGUGCUUCCGCGAGCGUGUGCAGGUCAACAGCACGCUCAUCUCGGAGAGCGAGGUGUGCGAGGCGCUGUCCGAGAUCUUCAACAUCAGCGCGCAACUGCGGAUCCCCGCCACGUUCUUCGAGAUCACGACCAUGCUGGCCUUCCUGCACUUCGCCAAGCAGGGCGUGGACUGCGUGGUGCUGGAAACAGGGCUCGGCGGCCGACUGGACUCGACCAACAUUGUGAAUCCAGCGUUGUCGGUGAUCACCUCCAUUGGCCUGGACCACACGCGCAUCCUUGGCAACACCCGCGAGGCCAUCGCUCGCGAGAAGGCAGGCAUCAUCAAACCGAACGUGCCUGUGGUGGUGGGACCCAACGCGCCUGUGAACGUGAUGAUGGAAUUUGCAGCGCGGAAUAACGCUCCGCUGGUUCGAGUGCCGCUGCAGGCGGAAUUCGACGAAGACUACAACGCCGAGAACACGGCCAUUGCCCGUGAAGCCUGUGUGCAGCUCAACGAUCUGCACGCCUUGCAGACUGGUGGCCCCCGUAACUCCAAGGAUCUAUGCGUCGACUUGACAAACAAGAGUGUGAACGCGGCACUGGAGUCACGGCCACCGUGCCGCUUCCAAGUGCUGCACGUGAUGCGCCCCAAUUCCAAGGAGCGCAAGGUAACCGUGGUGUUGGACGUGGCGCACAACCCGCAGGCCAUCGACCGGAUGGUGGGGCUGCUGCACAAGCGGUUCCCCGACAAGAAGUUCCGCUUCGUGUGUGGCUUCUCGGCAGACAAGGCCAUUAACAAAGUGCUGGACAAGAUCGCCGACGUUGUCCGCGAGACCCACCCAGACGAAAGCGACGAGGAGCUGCACGAGCGCAUCCACCUGGUGAAGGCCGACCACCCUCGCGGCGCCUCGCUGCAGGAGAUCAACUUGGCAAUUGCGAACAGCUGCAUCGAUGGCGAGCAGAAGCGCGGAUACAACAGCAUCUCGAGCAUCAAGGAGGGCGUAGACUCCGCGCUGGCCGCUUCGCGCGCGUCGUCCGACGACGAGGUGGUCGUGGUGUGCGGCAGCGUGUUCCUCAUGGCGGAGGCGCGCCAGGCGCUCGGCCUCAAGGAGCCCAUCGACAGCGCCGCGCUGAACGCCGUGGCCGGGUCGCACCUCUCGACCCCCGAAAGCCGCCUCGCCGCAGCAGCCGAGGAGGCCGUGGCCGCAGCCACCUAA